UCGACCGUAAAUACCGACUUCACCGUCCGCCUCAUUUCGCAGGUAACGGAGGUAGGGAGGUAGUACCCGCUCAGUAACGGUCUUGCUUUUGACUCAACGUGCUGGCUGGCUGGUUGGUUGGACAUGUCGAAGUGAACGCGAGUUCGCUGGGUCGUUUUAAAGGCGUAAGAGUGUCGUCGUCGAGCCGUCUGCCAUCCGCCGCCCGCCCUGCCGAGAGUCGCAGUCUGAGGGAAGGCGCGGAGAAUGCUAAAGGAUGAGUCAGACGGACACCCUGGUUCAUCUCUUUGCUGGAGGCUGCGGUGGAACUGUCGGCGCUAUUCUGACGUGUCCGCUGGAGGUGGUGAAGACCAGGCUGCAGUCUUCCUCGGUGACUCUCUACAUCUCUGAAGUGCAGCUCAGCGCCGUCAGUGGGGCCGGCGUUGCUCGCGUGGCACCCCCAGGGCCCUUGCAUUGUCUCAAGUUGAUACUAGAGAGAGAAGGUCCUCGUUCACUCUUUCGAGGGCUGGGACCCAAUCUAGUCGGCGUGGCCCCUUCCAGAGCCAUCUACUUUGCGGCCUACUCUACGGCCAAAGAGAAACUCAACGGUGUGCUGGAGCCGGACUCUACGCAGGUGCACAUGGUGUCCGCUGGCUUGGCCGGGUUCACGGCGAUCACCGCGACCAAUCCCAUCUGGCUGAUAAAGACCCGCCUGCAGCUGGACGCCAGGAACCGCGGCGAGCAGCGCAUGAGCGCGCUGGAGUGCAUCCGGCGGGUGUACCGGGCGGACGGCCUGCGCGGCUUCUACAGGGGCAUGUCUGCCUCGUACGCCGGCAUCUCAGAGACGGUCAUCCACUUUGUCAUCUACGAGAGCAUCAAGCGGCGGCUCCUGGAGGCCAGGUCCGGCGGUGGCGUGGACGACGAGGACGAGGUGGCCAGAGACGCGUCCGACUUCGCUGGCAUGAUGCUGGCUGCCGCCACGUCCAAAACCUGCGCCACCACCAUCGCGUAUCCCCACGAGGUGAUCCGGACCCGUCUGCGAGAGGAGGGCAGCAGGUACCGCUCCUUCUUCCAGACGCUGUGCACGGUCUUCCGGGAGGAGGGCUCCGGAGCGCUGUACCGCGGCCUCACCACCCACCUGGUGCGGCAGAUCCCCAACACCGCCAUCAUGAUGUGCACGUACGAGCUGGUGGUCUACCUGCUCGACGGCUAGCCCGCUCACCUGGCGAGUGGGACGGGGGGAGGGGCGGAGAAGACAAGGUCAGGAGGGAGACAGUUGGGGGGGACAAAAUGGAGCCCGACAGAGAGAGACCGUCCCGUUAACGAGACCAAAGGAAGCAGAGAGAAGCGGGAAAGAAGCACCAUUUUGCUCCGGGGCCUCUGGAUGGUGCUGUCGGCACUGAGCAGUAGACACAGCUGAAAUAAGUGAGAGGUGAAUCCUGUUGGAUGGUACGGGUGUUUACAGAUAGCACUCGACAGGAUUGUGAGAGGGAACGAAAGUGAGAAGUGGGGCUGUCUUGUUUCUCAUCCGAAUCUUUAAAUGUGAAGCGGCCCCUUUGCACAGGGCUGUCGCGGGGAAUGCUUGAAGAAAUACGAAGACAUAAGAGAUGAGAUACGGCUAAAUGAAUUCACAGUGAGAGAUUUUUUUGUGGGUGUAGCAGCUGGGUUUAAUGUUUCUCACCUGUCAUUUCCAUAAGAAGCUCAAAUGUUGUCCCAUCUCUAACAACAAAGUAAACAUCAGUGCUCGAUGUGAUCGGUGGCGAACAGUGAGGGAUUCUGGAGUGAGGGAUUCCAGUCCAGGUUUUCAGGUGUCAGUGGCACAAAAGCACAGAAUUUAUCCGAAUGUCUCGAUACAUCAGCGUCCUGAUGCUGAACCAAGUGAAAACGUGCCUCAGACGUAUUUUUUAUUUUUUAUUUUUUUGUGAGCUGUUAUUUCAAACCUUCCCCUCUACAAGUCAAGCUUCCACACUGAUUCAUGACAGGUGGCCCUCAAUGCACAAGAGCCUGUUGGCUGGGGUUUCAUUCAUGGUCAAAUGAUCUGAUUUGUGGUCCUUCAUGUACUUCAAACUGAAGUGUUUCUUUUUGCUUGUUGGUUGUUUGUUCUUAUGUGAUGUUUUUGUUUUUUUGCCAUGCAACAUGUUUUGAUUUCUAAACCUUUUCCUAAUGAUUUUGUUUGCCUAAUAGCCUUCUAGUACAGCCCCUCGGGUGGUGACCCUUGUCCUCGGGUGACCUGGUCCGUCACCGUGGCAUUGCCCUGCGGCUGGACCCCCCCCCCCCCCGCCUGAUUCAAAGAGCGACAGGGUUUUAGGCAAGAACGGAGCAGGAGUACAAAGGAAGCCGAGUAGGGGGAGGAGUCGAUUCCCGUCCCACUUGCUAACUCUUCCCUGUGGGUGCAUAGGCAGCAAAGAUGUGUUCCACGCCUGCCCCAGCUGUGGCUUAAGAUGGUAUAUAUGCACUUUGUGACCUUAUCGGGUUCACGCAGAACUUUGUCUGGUUUUAUGAUCUGUUUAGUUAUGGACUAUUUGGAACUUGUACUAUAAAACGUAGUAUUUACUGAAUAGGCAAGACAGAGUUUUGCUCAGCAGUUCAAUUUGUGGCUGUUCUACAAAUCAGUGUACUACACUUCUAGUGAAGGACAUGCCUCCUAUGUGUGUAUAUAAUAUAUAAAUAUGUGUGUGUGCAUAUCAGAUGUUCAGUGUUCUUAACUUGGCUCAUAAAUUACGCAAGGGGAUGCAGUUACAGAAAUCUGCUUUAGUUUGAUAUUGGACUGUUGGGUUUUGGGGUCUGUUUCAACAUGUUAUGUCCACGUUUGUUAAAUAUUCUGUUUUAGGUUUUGCUGUUCUUCAUCAUCCCGCAUACUGGCCUUCACAUUCUUGUUUUUGAUCUGUGAAAACUUAUUUUUAUCUCGGUCUGUAUGUUUACACGUCCUUAUAUUGUCCUUGUGCUGUGCAGGGAGCUCGAUGUUCAGUGUUUGCGGCGGUAGAGCGCGCCAGAGAGCACCGUUAGAAGAGAGCCUUGAGGUUGUAAGACAUUUGGGAGGGAGCCUCUCCUCUGUCUUUCACAGGCGGGGUGUACUCUCUUAGACUCCCUCCCCAUGACGUCACGCUCAGUCUGUGCUUCUGGAUGACAAGUUCAGACCAUUAGUGGGGUCACAGACCAGGGUUUCCCUUUUCUCAUCAGUAUUAAAAUACACUGCCCAAGACGGGCAGAUAGUCACACUGCACCAUCUCCAGUCAUGUCAUCCUUUGCUGCUAACCAGGCUGUUACCUGUGUUACUGUCAUGAUCUCAUCAGGAACAAGUCCUUGCGCUUGACGUACAUGCCGUCCUGGGAGUGAUGCAUGCUGGGAUCGAGCGUCCUUCGUUAAUGUGCAACAUGUGAAAGGUGGCUUUACCGGGCCCGUUAGAUUUUAGGUGCAUUUUCUGAUUCAGUUACAAUUGGUGUAAUUAACAGUUAAUAUAUAUAUACUAUAAAAAGAACUAAUCAUCAAUUGCCUAUGAAUAAGGAUUAACAAAUGUUUUUUUAUGCUAUGUCCAGAGAAAUAACAGAAAUGUGUUUUAAAGUUUUAAGUAAAUCCUGAAUGUGCAUGGUGCUCAGAAUUACAAUUUGACAAUUGCACUUGUGUGACAUGUGGAUACAAAAACCAAAUGGCAUUACAAAAGAGCUUUUAUAGCCUUUUUUACCUAAGAGAACCGAGUAGUAGCUGCUCUGGAAGGCCUCGGACCUGAGGGCGAGGUUUCACACCGCACGGGGGUGUUGCUCACGUUCAGAGGGGCUCCGUUACCUGUCGUAUGCACCUUGUUUCUAUUUGGAUGUGCGCAUCUUAAUUUUAUUGAUAUUUGAAACCGGUACUGCUCAUCUGGCAUCUGCACACAGUUGAACUGGCUAAACACUAAUGAUGUCCCGUCGACUCCUGUUGUCAUUAGUUUGGUUUUUUUGUGUGUGUUUGUUUUUAUGGUAAAGAUGUAGCCCAUUCUCUGCUGGCUGUGUAAUACCAUACCUCUUUUUUUUUGUACAAAAUGAGUAAAUAAAAACACAUUUAAAAACCCUG
Electrophorus electricus (electric eel) is the source of this 4026-nucleotide messenger RNA. It is a transcript of the gene slc25a36a, whose product is annotated as solute carrier family 25 member 36a. Gene Ontology annotation, molecular function: pyrimidine nucleotide transmembrane transporter activity. NCBI's taxonomy places the organism in Eukaryota, Metazoa, Chordata, Actinopteri, Gymnotiformes, Gymnotidae. The record is from RefSeq and is a predicted model, not a curated record. Gene Ontology annotation, biological process: pyrimidine nucleotide import into mitochondrion. Gene Ontology annotation, cellular component: mitochondrion.